GUCCGCCAAAGGAGCAACACGUACGGGUGACCGUGAAUCUGAUAUAGUGCAAUAGUGAAGUGAAGUGACAGUAUAAUGGCGAGAAUAUUUUUCUUAUUUGUUUUUGUUGUGGCUGUGAACGGGUUCAGACAUCACCCGAAGUUCCCGAAGGCCGAUGAGAGCGACCUUAUAAAAAAAGUGGCGUGCAACAGUACUUUGGAACAGCGAAGAAAUGAAUUCAUAGAAAAGUCUAGAUGUGGUGAACCAAAAGAAGUGUUCCAGGAAUUAAAACUACAAAGUUCAUAUUUACAAGUUAGUCCGAGCUGGGUUUGGGUCAAGCGUUGUGUCGGCCUCUGCGAUUUAGAAGCACCGGGCUCACAAUGUGUCGCAACGAAGACCAGGAUAGAACCGAUCCCGGUUCGAAUAUACAAUCUAAAGACGAACAAGGAGACGUGUUCGACGUACAGCCUCGAGGUGCACGAGAGCUGCGGCUGCUGCACCUCUUCGUCCAGCGACUGUGCCUCGCCGAGGGUAUAUAAUCCUCGUAAGUGCUCCUGUCAAUGUCCCAACAUGGAAGAAAGGCGGAAUUGCCUCAAGAAGCGGAACCAGAAUAUGAAGUGGAAUCGAUCUAAAUGCAUUUGUGAAAAGAAGAGGACUUUAUGGUGAAAACCGAGGAAGUAUUUAAGAAUUUAGACGGGUUCCUAUUAAAGACAUUUGUAGUGCUUAGAGGACACUUAAAAAAAUCCUAAACAAAAAACUUUUUACGAAGACUUCUAUAGUGCUUCUAUAGUGAGAGACAAAGUUGUGAAGUAGAAACGUAAUAACUAUGCGACUGAUCAAUGUGUCUUAUAGUUAAAUUGAUUUAAAUAUAAGCAGUAUUAUGAUAGACAUAAGUUAUUUAUUCAAUCGUUAUAAGAAUGGGACCAAAAGAAGUUGUGAAUCGUUACGUUACGUCCUAUUACCGUGUAUUUAAUUUCAACUUAAUUUAAAUUAGUUAGCGUCUAGUUUAGGGUUUUGGACAUCCCUUAUCAGUAUUGUUUUUAGUAUAUCAGCGUUUUUGACGCAAUUCCUAAAUUGUGAUAUAGUUAUUCAAUUUUCCACUAGGUUUAAGACCAGUAUUAUUGAAAUAAGUAAUUUUUUAAUUAAUUUUAUUUGCUUCUAGUCAAACUGUACUUUUGACGUAUUUAUUUGUAUUUUAAUUGUAAAUAAUUAUAAUGUCUCGACUUUUUGUAACAAGCUCUCUUUAGACAAUUGUAUAUAGCUUCAAUUUUGUGUAUUUUUUAAAUUAUUUAUAAGACCUAGUCUAGCUAGUGCCAAAGGCAUGUGCAAUCUCAAAUGUAAAUAAGUAUGAAAAGAAUAAUAAUUUAUUUCUAUUUAAUUUUAUAAUACGAGUAGCUUACGAAGCUUUAAGUGAUCAAAUCACGUGAUUAGUUUGAAAUG
Vanessa atalanta (red admiral) is the source of this 1419-nucleotide messenger RNA. RefSeq lists its product as uncharacterized. Gene Ontology annotation, molecular function: growth factor activity. The record is from RefSeq and is a predicted model, not a curated record. The coding region runs from base 76 to 645 and encodes 189 amino acids. NCBI's taxonomy places the organism in Eukaryota, Metazoa, Arthropoda, Insecta, Lepidoptera, Nymphalidae. Gene Ontology annotation, cellular component: membrane. The transcript is spliced from 5 exons.